Lindgomyces ingoldianus is the source of this 924-nucleotide messenger RNA. RefSeq lists its product as uncharacterized. Bases 1 to 924 code for a protein of 307 amino acids. The record is from RefSeq and is a predicted model, not a curated record. The transcript is spliced from 13 exons. NCBI's taxonomy places the organism in Eukaryota, Fungi, Ascomycota, Dothideomycetes, Pleosporales, Lindgomycetaceae.
AUGCCAAGCUACGGUAUAGUACAUGCCAUGGCGAAAUCGGGAGAGGCCGCCUUUUGUGUACGCUCGGGUUUGGAGAAUGUGAAUUUAGGCAAAAGAGGUUACAGUUACCAGAGGUGCUGGGUAGAGUGUAUGGAUAAACAAUGUUUGGGCAUACUUUAUCCGCUUGUGGGCCGUCUUUGCGAUAGUGGAACCCGGGGGUCCGUUUUGUUCCCUAUGAUGACGUCAUUAGCCAGAUCUGGUGGCAGUUCGACAAAUAGCCAUCAUGUUUCUAUUUCGGAUCAAAAGCGACAUUUUGACGGAGUAUUCUACUCGGCCCGGCAAGUGGGCGUCCCGGGACAAUCGUCCCAGGAAAUUUGGUGUCCUGGGAAAAUCAGCGUCCUAGGAAAGUCGUCCCGGGAAAAUUGGCGUCCUAGGAAAACCGUCCCAGGAAAAUUAGCGUCCUGGGACAAUCGGCGUCCUAGGAAAGAAAAUUGUCCUAGGAAAGAUAUCCCAGGAGAGUCGUCCCAGGAAAGAUAUCCCAGGAGAGUCGUCCCAGGAAAGAUGUCCCAGGAGAGUCGUCCCAGGAAAGAUGUCCCAGGAGAGUCGUCCCAGGAAAGAUGUCCCAGGAGAGUUGUCCCAGGAAAGAUGUCCCAGGAGAGCCGAAAAUUCCUGGGGACCCGCGAGGUCCUAGAAAAACGACCUCCUAGUCACGCUAGGACCCUAGGAGGAUCAGUGUCCCAGAAACUCCCAGAAAUGACCUCCCAUCGCGCCGGGGUCCUAAGAGAACGGGUUCCUAGAAGAAUUAGAGUUAGCCACGACCCCAUUUGGGAAACGAGGGGAAAUGGGGUUUCUAGAAACAACCUCUUAGCACGUGAGCACCCUAUCUGCAAAGUCGGAACGAACUUGAAGGCCGAGGUUGCUUUGAAAAUUGGUAGACACGUUUGA